This is a messenger RNA of Lolium perenne, 1179 nucleotides long. Its product is annotated as agamous-like MADS-box protein AGL28. NCBI's taxonomy places the organism in Eukaryota, Viridiplantae, Streptophyta, Magnoliopsida, Poales, Poaceae. Gene Ontology annotation, molecular function: DNA binding; protein dimerization activity. The record is from RefSeq and is a predicted model, not a curated record.
CUAGUAGUAAGUUGCUUUCUAGUUGUCUUCCUUAGUAUGCCGAGGAGGGAGAGGCGGUUGGGUGUCAUGUACAUUGAUAAUGAUAAAGACCGCGAUGUCACCUUCUUCAAGAGGCGUGGAGGUUUGUACAAAGGCGCUGCUGACCUCUCUGUCCUUACUGGUGCUAAGGUUGCCGUCGUCCUUGAGAAGGACAAUGGAAAAAUGCACUCAUUUGGGGCGCCAUCAGCCAAACCAAUUGUUGAUGCUUUUCUAUUAGGACAUCCACCAACAACUCCAUUCACCAAUGGGGUUACAACUUCAAGAAUUGAACGCCUACAAGGCGAGGUUGCUCGGUUGGACAUGGAGAACAUGAAGGAGGGUAAGAGAAACCAACUCUCCAUCCAACGUAUGAAGGAGAUCCAAGACGACAACAAAGGUAUGGAGGCAAAACUUCUGUUCUCAAAGGAAGAAGAUCUUAGUCUUGAAGAUCUUGAUAAGCUCUUCAAUGACCUCUCGAGGGUUCAAGAUGACAUUAGAAGACGUCUUCCUCCAUUGCAUAAUGGCUGCAAUGCUAAUACCAGUGGCCCAAGCAUGAUCCAAAACCUGCAACCACAAAGAGACCCAUCAUUGGAUCUUUUCAAUAAUGCUCCUUCAUCGAUGUUAUUGCCAUGGUCUCACUAUCUUACCCAACACAAGUUUCAUUCAUUUCCACUACCAUCCCCACCAGAACAAAUUUUGGCACCACUUCAUCAUAUUCAGGUCCCACAAAUGCUACAACCUCCACCAUCACCGGUUUCCCUGCUUCAACCAAUUCCCGAUUCACCACAUGAGCUACCACCACCACAUGAUCUACACCUUCAAAACCACCAAAGUUCUUACAACAUGGUGCAACCACCACAAAACGACACAAGCCACAACUCAACAAUCGAGCAUAGUUUUGCGGCCACCCCACCAUUACUCAAUUGUAGUAUCGAUGAUUUUUUCAUUGAUGACAUGUUUAGCUCUGACCAAUGGGGUUAUCCUCUAUCGCAUCAGGCAUGGAACAAUGGAUUACAUGGGUUGGAUUAUUACUUGGGCUAUAAUGGUAUCAAUGUAGGCCAAUCAUCCAUGGGAAACGGUGGACAAAUAAAUCCAGCAUUGGCGUCUUCUUCUAGUGGGCAAGAUGUUGAUAUUCAGACACAACAUGGAUGCUUUUUUUAG